This is a messenger RNA of Arabis nemorensis, 231 nucleotides long. Lineage: Eukaryota; Viridiplantae; Streptophyta; Magnoliopsida; Brassicales; Brassicaceae. The record is from the annotation of a GenBank genome assembly.
AUGGUGUAUGGAGUUAAUUUGUCUCCUCAGCUAGCUAUAUGUAAAGUUGAAGCACUAAUGAAACUCCAAUGGCUUCAUGAGGCUGAAAAGCUAGAAAAAUGGGCUGAACCAGUGAGAGAUUAUGAGUCCUUAAGUCAAGCACUACCUUGUGACAUUGCUAAAUCUUUGUUUCAAGCUCAAGUUGCAUUGAGGCUUCUUCGCGAUGAUGUUGAGGAAGUUUCCUUGUUUUGA